AUGAAAAGAACUAAAGAAACAUUUUUUAGAAAACAUCCAGAUUGGUAAAAAAGAUAAGGAGUAAGUGGUCUGAAGGAAUUUGAUGGUGAGGAUGUAUGUAAGGAUUAAAUUCAUAUCGUUAGAAUAUGAUUCUCGCAAUAAAUACAACAAAGAACAAUAAAAAUAAUGGAUCCUCGAUUAGAUCGAAGAAAAAAGAAGAAGACAAGAAUAAGAGAAAGAUGAAGAAUAGGCUUAUGCACAAUAAACCUUAGAGAUAAAUAGAUUUAGAGGAAUGCUCCAAGACAACUUUGCCUAAAGGAAAACAGAAAUUGGAAUUGCUACUAAAUAAACGAAUCUAUUAUUAGUAUUCUUAUUUAUAUUUUAAAUAGGCAAAGGAGAAAAAAGACAAAGAGGAAAGAGAAAAACAAGAGAAAUUAGCAGCAGAACGAGCUGAAAGGGAUUAAUUACUAUAAAGAGGUCGUAAAUAGUCGUAUAAUGGAUGAUUAUUAUUA
Messenger RNA from Paramecium octaurelia, 491 nucleotides. NCBI's taxonomy places the organism in Eukaryota, Ciliophora, Oligohymenophorea, Peniculida, Parameciidae. The record is from the annotation of a GenBank genome assembly.